AGCUCGGCGGCCCCACGCGAACCUGGCGUGGGCGUUGCCAUAGCGGGUCUCCCUGGGGGCGAGGCCACGGCUCCUCCCGGGCGCACCAGGCAGAGCUGCUUCUCUCCCCUCCCGCCCUUCGGCUCGGCGCCCGGCCCCGUGGGUGUGGCGGUACCUUGGUCUCCAGUGGGUGGGAGUGGGGGUCUCGGGGUGUGGGGCCCAGAAGGGGCCUCGGGGCGUCCCUCAGCCCCGCGCCCCACUUUGUUUUCCAGGUGCCGGGAGUAGGGAGAGCCUCGAAGCCGUCCCUUCACUCGCUGGGCUCCAGGUGACACCGCUGGCCCUCGGCCUGUCAGCGGCUCUCCAGGCCGCAGCCGCCCCGCGGGGGAAGGUCGGGAGGGAGGCGGCGGCGAGACCGUUACCAGGCCGCGCGCGCCCAGAGCACCUCGGGGAGGCCGGUCGGCGCCCCGCUCACACUGCGGCCCCAGAAACCCGAAUUUGGGGCUUUUCCUCAGUUCCAGCACUAGCUGGAGGAAACAAGGCGGUUACGGUUCCUGUUGUCAGGAAAAGCCGGAGGAAGUUUAAUGUGCUUUAGGCCUUUCCAAGUGUUAGAAAUAACCCCUGCGCCGCACUUUGCUUCCCCUCGACGGUUAGCAGUCACCGGGCUGCUGCCCGUUUCCGUUAGUGAUUCUCGCUGAACUCUUCUCUUUAAGCGGCAUUCCUCUGACAUGAAUUUUAAAGGCAAAGGGAGAGAUUUUCUUGUGUGGAAACCCACUUAACUUUGGCAUCUAAGAGCUCAAGAUUUACGGAUGAGCACAGUAGAGAGAAUCGUUCUCAACCCUUUAUCAGGAGCCUGGUGUUAAAAACUGAAUAAUAUUGAGGCGGCUUGUUGGAGUCAUCAGUGAACUGUUGAGUCAGUAAAAUUAAAAACAGGUUUUGAAGAUGUCAGAAAGGCAUUCAGGUCAGGUUGGAACUGGAGUAGGAAAUGAGAUGGACUCUUCUACUGUCACUAUCAAGUACACCGGCUUCAAAGAUUUUGGUUCCACUUCAUUUCAAGAUAGUGGCUACAGUGAGUUGUUAAAAUCUUACAGCGUUGAUAAUACAUUAUAUUUGGUAAAGCAGGAAGAUGACCCAACAAUAAACUAUGAAUUUUUUGAACCUGUAAGUCCGGGCUUAACAGAUCCUUUAGAGACCCCUACUAAAAAAAAGAGAUUUCUCAUCUUUAGGAAGAAAUCAGCCAUACCCCCAGGCUUUUGUGAGACUCCUAAACUUGGUGGAAAACGUUAUUUACGGCGGCGCAGAAGGCUGGAUGUAUCUUUCUCUCCUCUGAAGGGAAACUAUGAAUCAGACAAUAGUUCUAUAGAAAGUAGUAUAAGUGAAGUUCUCAACUUUGAAGAAGAUAUUCCAAGCAGUGCUUCAGGUUCUCCAAUGCAAAAUAAUUUUAGUGCUUUAGUUACUAGUACUUUGAAAACAGAAGAAGCGACUUUAAGCCCUCAAAAAUUGAGACUUAAUUUUUCUCAACAGAAGACUUCCACAGUUGAUGACUCCAAAGAUGACUGUAGCCUGUUUGAAGAUGAAUGUAUAUCACCAAUUCAGGGCAAUAAUUUUAAAGACUCUAUCACCCAUGACUUUAGUGAUAGUAGUCCAUGUGUUAACGAUGAGAAUACAUUUCCCAAACUUCUGGACUCCUCUAGUAGUGGAACAACUUGUGAAACAGAUGAGGACAUAUUUGUGGCUCCAAUAAGUAACCUUGUAGCAAAUAUUAAAUUUAAGGCAGGUCAAAGGUUUUUUCCUCAAGUGAGAGGCAAUAUUUCAACACCUGAAGACAGUGGUUUUAACUCACUUUGCUUGGAUAAAUCAGAAGAUUACCUCUCCGACCAGGAAAGUUCUUUUCAAGAGCUACUUCAGAAACAUAAGGGAACUCUCAAAGUGGAGGACACCAUAAGAAGGUCAAGGCGCCUUGGAAGGUUGAGAAGAUUGUCCACCCUUCGGGAGCAAGGCUCACAGUCUGAGACAGAAGAGGAAAGCCAGAUCAUCCACUCUGAAUCUGAAAUAACACCAGCAGCUUCUUCAGACAUCUCAGACAGUCAGCCCAGCAGUGACAGUCAGAGUGAGGAACUGAUUUUAGGUUUUAAUAAUUUAUCAAACACCCCAGCCUUGCAGUUAGUGCAUGAGCUCUUUAUGAAAAACAAAAAGAGAAGAUUCCAGCAAAGUGGUACACGCGAAUUCUUAGAAGACAGGGAUGAGGCGAAAAUAGCUGUACUGCAGUGCGUACUUGCAGGACUGAUUGGCAAGAAAAUGGGUAUAGAUAAACUGGACAUCUUAACAGAAUUAAAAUAUAGAAAUCUAAAGCAUAUUCUUGCAGUUGUUUUAGAUUCCUUGUCUGCAGAAAGCCUAUGCAGUGUUUGGAGCGUGAGCAGAAAUUGGCGUGAAAUUAUUGUUCAAAAUAAAAAAGCAAAUCAGAGGAGGAGAUUUUAUCUCACACAACUGAAAACAGAUGCUAAGUGUUUCUCUAUACAGGUCCCCGAUUUCAUCUCCUAUUAUCCACCAGAACUGGAAAUCUCCUCUCUGCAAGUCCAAACAUAUCAGCAGGCUGUAUUAAAUGUUCAGGAUGCUGCCACUCGGUUUCAACUUUCAAAUCGAUCAGCUUUAAGAUCUGUACAAGCUCAGGCUAGGACACCAAGUUCUCAGAAAGAACAGGUUUCAACAUUUUCUCCUUGGGGAGAAGUUUUGACACCUAUAGCAAGCUCUUCAAUUAUUGACUCACACAGUAAACAGGAAGAAUAUGUUAGGGUUGCCAAAACACUUUUUACUGAUGAAGCCUUAAAACCUUGCCCGAGGUGCCAAUCCCCUGCUAAGUACCAGCCAUAUAAGAAAAGGGGACUGUGCAGCCGCAGAGCCUGUGGUUUUGACUUUUGUGUGUUAUGUUUGUGUGCUUAUCAUGGGUCUGAAGAAUGUAGUAGAAGAGCAGCAAGGCCAAGGGACAGAAAAGAUCCUCUUCCAGGAAGUGCCCAGAGUAAGCGGAAUUUAAAACGCCUCUAAAGAGACUUUAAAUAUAAAAGAAGCAUUCCCCCAAGCAACAUUUAGUCUGACUUAAAAUUAUGGAUAUUUUGAAAGCAUGCAAAAUUUCCCAUUAAUGACAGAUGAUGAUUUAUUUGCUAUUUUGUUUAUAUUAUAAUCCAUGCCAUUGUAUGUUUUCUUUAAGGUAGUAACUUUAGAAACAAUGUUAUUUUACUAUGUCACUUUUACCCAUUUUAAUAACUUAGUGUUUUUAAAUAAAGAAUUUCAUUGUUAUCAUUUAUAUGUAUUUAACUGUUUCAUGUAAUAUUUAAAGAUUGUGCAUUUCAUCACUAUGUGUUGAAAUGAUCUCAAUCACUUUUUAAAAUAGUUUUCCAAAGAAUAUUA
Messenger RNA from Myotis daubentonii (Daubenton's bat), 3381 nucleotides. RefSeq names its product F-box protein 43 (gene FBXO43). Gene Ontology annotation, biological process: negative regulation of meiotic nuclear division; regulation of mitotic nuclear division. Gene Ontology annotation, molecular function: zinc ion binding. Gene Ontology annotation, cellular component: nucleus. NCBI's taxonomy places the organism in Eukaryota, Metazoa, Chordata, Mammalia, Chiroptera, Vespertilionidae. The record is from RefSeq and is a predicted model, not a curated record.